Messenger RNA from Callorhinus ursinus (northern fur seal), 396 nucleotides. The record is from RefSeq and is a predicted model, not a curated record. NCBI's taxonomy places the organism in Eukaryota, Metazoa, Chordata, Mammalia, Carnivora, Otariidae.
AUGGCUGAACCUGGCUGUGAGACCUCUUCUGAGGAAAGCCUCAGCACCGAGGAGCCGAUAGCAGGGGAUCCGAUGAACCCGAAGCAGACGCCGCCUAGCCACCGCCGCCGCCACUGCUCCGACAGUUUCGCCACCUACUUCGCCAGGGUUCUGAAGCAUGUGCACGAGGGCCUCAGCCUCUCACAGGAGGCCGUGAGUGUCAUGGAUUCGUUCGUCAAGGAUAUCUUCGAGCUCAUGCCCGAGGAGGCCUCUCGCCUUGCCCGCUUCACCAAGCGCUCCACCAUCACCACCAGGGAGAUCCAGACAGCUGUGCGCCUGCUGCAGCCUGGGGAGAUUGGCAAGCACGCCGUGUCCGAGGCCGUGAAGGCCGUCAUCAGGUUCUACGGAUGCAAAUGA